UUGCCUCAGGUAUUUGAUGCCCAUUUCCACCUAGACCGUUCACUUAGGGCAGUCUGGGGGAGGUCUGGAGGACGUACUGUAGAGGAGUUACUGCAAUACAGCUUCUCCAGUGAUGUUUCCUAUAAGCCAGCCAUCAAGGUAGACGUAGUUGGGGGAAUUAUUGUAUAUAGUGAGCCCAAGUCCUAUCCAGAGGUAAACUUCACCUUACAAGGUCCCUGGAAAGUGGCAAUUGGAGUUCAUCCCAAGCAUUAUGAUACCCUCACCGUCGAGAAAACGAUGAAGAUGCAACAACUCCUAGAACAUCCUAAAGUAGUGGCAUUGGGGGAAUGCGGCCUAGACAGAACCAUUGCUCCUUCCCAGUGGUGUAGACAAGAAGAAGUGUUUGUUAGGCUUCUGAAGUUAACAAAAGUCGAGCAGCCCCUUGUUCUCCACCUCAGAGGACCAAGAGGAGACACUUAUUCCUCAGAUGUUCAUGGCCGUUGCCUCAUGUUAAUGGAGGAUAUCUGUGACCCAGAACAGAAAAUCCAUGUACACUGCUUCAUGGGAAGAGCUGACGUGGUGAGGACUUGGCUGCGGAAAUUUCCAAACACGUACUUUGGAGUGACAGCUGCCGUCAGAGCCUUUGACCAUGAACAGCUGGAAGGGUUACAGGCUAUCCCUCAUAAUAAGCUGCUCCUGGAGACCGAUGCGCCCUACUUUCCUUUAGGAGGUGCCAUCGUGAGUACUCCAGCUUAUUUGGGAGAAGUAGCAGCUUAUUUAUCCGUCCAUUUGAACAUGCGCCCCCCAGAGCUGAUGAGAACAACCGUCAUGAAUGCACGGAAGCUCUACGGAUGUUAAAACAGGAAAGACUGGUGACCAAGUGCA
Messenger RNA from Saccostrea cuccullata (small rock oyster), 864 nucleotides. Its product is annotated as 3'-5' ssDNA/RNA exonuclease TatD-like. The transcript has a single exon. Lineage: Eukaryota; Metazoa; Mollusca; Bivalvia; Ostreida; Ostreidae. The record is from RefSeq and is a predicted model, not a curated record. The annotation marks the transcript as partial. Gene Ontology annotation, molecular function: hydrolase activity, acting on ester bonds.